This is a messenger RNA of Phlebotomus papatasi, 416 nucleotides long. It is a transcript of the gene Trs31, whose product is annotated as trafficking protein particle complex subunit 5. Lineage: Eukaryota; Metazoa; Arthropoda; Insecta; Diptera; Psychodidae. The record is from RefSeq and is a predicted model, not a curated record. Gene Ontology annotation, cellular component: TRAPPI protein complex; TRAPPII protein complex; TRAPPIII protein complex. The annotation marks the transcript as partial. Gene Ontology annotation, biological process: endoplasmic reticulum to Golgi vesicle-mediated transport. The transcript is spliced from 2 exons.
AUAAUUGAUCUGUACUUCGUGCGGGAGCGGAAUUCCAAGAGGGAAACCAAGCUGAUCAAUAUGCUGCUCUUCAUAAAGACAACUUGCUGGAAGUGUCUAUUUGGCCGGGAAGCAGAUAAGCUGGAGCAUGCGAAUGAUGAUGAGAGGACGUACUACAUCAUUGAGAAGGAUCCGUUGGUGAAUAAAUUCAUCAGCGUACCGAAGGACAAGGGUUCCCUGAACUGUGCUACCUUCACGGCGGGAAUCAUUGAGGCUGUUCUCACAAAUUGUGGCUUUCCCUGCAAGGUGACGGCACAUUGGCACAAGGGAACGACGUACAUGGUUAAAUUUGAGGAUCAUGUUAUCGCUAGGGACAAGCAGCUUGAGGAAAAAUAAAGUCUAACAUUUAUUCAUCUCAAAUUUGCUAUUUUACAAGG